CCAAGCGCACAUGCCGUGAAAUUCAUCGCGGCAAAUGGUUUUAAUACAUAAUAAUACAAUAUAAUAUUUUCAGUGCCUGCCAUUCGAUCAAGCAAUGGGGUUUUAUUCUAUCAACUUUCUAGUCGCAGUCUUAAGCAUCUUCUGCUUGGCAUUUGCUGACUUAAACGAUUCUCAAUAUGAAUCCCAAAGGAACUUAAUACUCGACAUCUAUCAUAAUCCCUCUGUGAAUAAUGCAGCAAAGGAAAGGCAUAUUCCACAGCUGAUUGCCUUUUAUCGUCGCUACCCCAAUGAAGUUCCACUUUCCAACUUGGACAAGCAAGAAUUCGAGAAGUUCAUCCACGACUAUGAAGAGCCCCGAAGUACUACGAUUGAUGGAGUUGGACCACAAGGAGGAUCAGUUGGUUAUGUCUUUGGGAAUUUCAUAGCUAGAAUUGGAGCAAGAUAUUUUACAUCUAUAUUCAAUAAAAAGGAAAAGGAAAGUGAGGGAAAACGUGGUGCCAAUUCUACAACUACACCACCAAGGAUUUAAAAACACUAAAUUGAGAAGGAACUAAAUUCUAUAUUGAUAUCAAACCAUUUGAAUUACUAAUUUCUGAAAAUGUUUAAAAGUUUCUUUUUCGAUGUUUAAAUAAAUGCAUAUAUAAAAAAUAAAUUAUUUAGUAUUAUUGGUUAAUCGCA
Messenger RNA from Drosophila eugracilis, 678 nucleotides. RefSeq names its product protein Turandot X. Gene Ontology annotation, biological process: immune system process. The transcript is spliced from 2 exons. The record is from RefSeq and is a predicted model, not a curated record. NCBI's taxonomy places the organism in Eukaryota, Metazoa, Arthropoda, Insecta, Diptera, Drosophilidae. The coding region runs from base 95 to 529 and encodes 144 amino acids.